Messenger RNA from Symbiodinium sp. CCMP2592, 1551 nucleotides. The record is from the annotation of a GenBank genome assembly. Lineage: Eukaryota; Dinophyceae; Suessiales; Symbiodiniaceae.
AUGGUCAUCGCUUCAGAGUUCACAGAGCAAAAGCCUACUGGUGGCAGCAGCUUUGGAGGCAACUUCCGAAAGACCGCCUUUGCGGCGCACGUCUUCCCCAAAGGAAGACGGCUGGAGAGAGAUGGAACACAGAGGCUAGAGCAUGCGGAGCAACGACAGAUUGCGGGUUUGGUGGACCCUCAAGUAUGUCAGUCAGCGGCGAUGGCAUACGCAGCAAGCCAGAGGUUUCAGAAAGAGAGGCUGCUUACGAAUUACUGGCAGCAUGCUGAAGGUGGAGUGAAGCUAGCCACCUUUGUCACGAAGAAACCGGCUUGCCGGUCUUCGUCUGUCCCAAGUCUAACACGUGCAGCUGAACCAGAACCCAAGGCAAUGCCAGAACCGGUGCAAGAGCCCGAGCCCGUCGAGGAGAUGCUCUCGGAACCGGCUUUCGAAGAGGAAGAGCAGCCUCAGGAGCUGUCCGCGUCCAUGCAGUCGCGGAUGAUGAACUCGCGAUGGUAUCCGCAUCCUUCGCUGACAAGAGGUUCGUUGAAGCUCUCGACCCCAGCAGCCCUUGCACAGGGCGUAGAUCCCGAGAAGGACAAGGGCCACCAAUGCCCUUUCUUCGAGGGCAGCAAGCAUCGCUUCAAGGACGUGCAAGACCGACCAGAUGCUCAACUGAGAGAGUCUAUGCGCUCCAUGAAAUGGAAAUCGGAGGAUCUGCCUUGUGGCGGCCAGUUAGAGGAAGCCUUGGCGCUUCCCGACUUGGAGCCAUACGACGGUGAUGUCAGCAGCGCCUUCAGAGAAGGGCCGGCCUCAGGCAGAUCUGUUGCCGAUGUUUCCUCGUCUCCCGACUUGGAUGCUUCGUCAAGCUUCACCCCGGUGGAACAGAUGCUGCACGACGAGAUGGUCCUCUGCGAUGCGCAUGAGCUGCUGCCUGAAGGGAGUGGCCUGGCACCUGGGGAUGUGUUUCAAUGCCUGUGGGGUCGUGGCAAUUCUUUCGUGCAGAGCUACCAGGCGCGCAGAAAUGGCCGCGACGUGUUUUGGUCUGGUCCUGGCAUCAGUGAGAACAGGCCGUGGGAGGCAUUUGCUGAGCUCAAGUGCUCUGUCCGGGUCCCAGUGCUGGGAUGGCGGCCCUACCAAGAGGUCAUGCGAUUUGCACUUUGCUACGAACCUGCAGCAUUUUCUGGCAAGUUUUCCGCGGUGGAUGUCAGUGAAGUGUUGGCGGUGCAGCUGGUUGGGAAUGUCGAUGCUGGCAGCAUGGGGAACUUUCGCAGUGAGAACUUGAUGCUGUUUUACCAGCCGAUGUGCUCAGGGCCAACUGUGCUUCGGGCAUUGGCUUUGACUCCCAAAGGACGGUUCUCGAGUAUGGCGGUCGAUGGCCACCGCAAGGCUUUAUCCGAUUUUAUUCACGCUGUGCAAGACGAGGCAAAGAAGUGGCAUUCUUUCAGGCACGUCAAUGGGCAUCAACCCGUCAAGGCUGCUGUCGCUGAUGCUCAAGCAGGGGGUCCACCUGCAGAGGAUUGCUGCUUUGCAGGUGCUUGCAGUUUAAGAAACACCUGCGCUUUAAUGUAG